Messenger RNA from Bacidia gigantensis, 2877 nucleotides. RefSeq lists its product as uncharacterized. The coding region runs from base 1 to 2877 and encodes 958 amino acids. The transcript has 4 exons. The record is from RefSeq and is a predicted model, not a curated record. Lineage: Eukaryota; Fungi; Ascomycota; Lecanoromycetes; Lecanorales; Ramalinaceae. Gene Ontology annotation, biological process: protein targeting to vacuole; Golgi to vacuole transport. Gene Ontology annotation, cellular component: endosome membrane; membrane coat; AP-3 adaptor complex.
AUGGAUUUGAAGGCCACAGCCCUCUUAAAGUUGAUUUACCUCGAGAUGUUUGGGAAUGACAUGUCGUGGGCAUCAUUUCAUGUUCUCGAGGUUAUGUCAAGCCAAAAAUAUCUGCAAAAGAGAGUGGGCUAUUUGGCCGCUGUUCAAAGUUUCCGUCCAGAUACUGAAGUAUUGAUGCUGGCAACCAAUCUAUUGAAGAAGGAUGUUGCCGCAUCUCUGCCACCCACUGUCUCCCUUCCCUUAAUUUCUUUACCUCACAUUAUUAGCUCUUCCCUGGCGCUUUCACUUUUGUCUGAUAUCAAUCCCAGACUCUCGCAUUCGAGCCCCAACAUUCGCAAAAAGGCGGUUGCAACUCUGUACCGCUUAGCAUUAGUCUAUCCAGAUUCGCUCAAGUUGGCUUGGCCGAAGAUCAAGGAUCGUCUAAUGGAUGUUGAAGAGGACUCCAGUGUGACUGCGGCAAUCGUCAACGUAAUUUGUGAGCUUGGCUGGCGGAGACCGAAGGAUUUCCUCUCUCUUGCUCCUAAGCUCUUCGAGCUACUCGUUGAUGGAGGUAACAAUUGGAUGUCAAUUAAAAUCAUCAAAUUGUUUGCGUCGCUGACCCCACUGGAACCACGGCUGAUUAAAAAACUAUUACCACCAUUAACCAAUCUCAUUCGCACAACCCCCGCGAUGUCACUUUUAUACGAAUGUAUCAAUGGCAUCAUCCAGGGUGGGAUUCUAGAAGGCACAGAAGGGGUUCGAGAAGGGGAAGAAAUGGCCUCGCUCUGCGUCAGCAAGCUUCGCGGCAUGAUCAUCAUCGAUGGAGAUCCAAAUCUUCGAUAUGUUGCUCUUCUCGCGUUUUCGAAAAUCGUGGCAUCACAUCCCCAUCUUGUCGCAAUGCAAGAGGAUGUGAUAAUGAGCUGCAUUGAUGAUCCCGAUAUUUCUAUUCGUUUAAAAGCAUUGGAUCUGAGUGCUAAGAUCAUAAGUAGCGAGAAUCUUAUGCCAAUGAUCGAAAGGCUCAUGAAACAACUUCAAGAAGCGCCGUACUCAAAACGAAGUCAACAGCAUAAUGAAUGGCUUCAAACGGAUGUCGAGCCUACUGCAGACUCAGACGAAGAAGAUCCGACAGAGCCUCUUAGGAUAGACGACAGUUCAAGAGGCGAGCAGCAAGCUCUUCCUACAGAGCAUAGAACAAUGAUCAUUCGGCACAUACUAGAGAUGUGCUCUCAUGAUACAUACAGCAACAUGCUAGACUUCGAGUGGUAUGUGACUCUUCUCUUACGGCUUUUCAAAGUAGCACCAAGUGGCUUUGCUUUAAGCGCAAAUUCAGGCACGGCCAAACAGGCUUCGAACCUGCCCCAAAAAGAUCAGGACAUCUUCCAGGCCAUUGGAAGACAGCUACAAAAUGUCGCAGUCAGAGUUGUUGAUGUCAGACCAAACGCAGUAGAGGCGGCGGUUUCACUCCUAACAUCCGCCCAUAUUGGCGAAUCAAGUCUUAGCCACGUUUCGGUGGGAAAAAGCAUCCUAGUGCCGGCGGCGUGGAUCGCUGGAGAGUAUGUAAGGGAUCACUCGGACGCAAGCAUGAUACUCAAUGCACUACUACACCCUACCAUGAUAUCCUUUCCAUCGGGGGUAAUAUGUUCAUAUUUGCAAGCGAUCCCCAAGGUAUUCGCAUACUUGAUGUCUAACGAUAUUCUGGUUUGGGAUGGUGAGCGCAGAACAAUGACUCGCUUGCAGAUGACUCGAAUCGUAAACUUUCUUGAGCCUCUUUCGAAAAACUCAAAUCUCGACGUGCAAGAACGGGCUGUCCAAUUCCUGGAACUGUUCAAAGUUGGGUUGCAGGCCAUCAGCUAUGAAGAAGAUGGUUCCAAUCAAGCGCCCCUCCUUCUAACAAAGGCGUUGCCAACCUUGUUCUCGGAUUACGGGCUCAAUCCCGUCGCCCCUACAGCCCAAAGGAAGGUGCCAAUCCCGUCAGACUUCGACUGGAGCAUUCCGAUUAAUUUUAAUUUAUCGAACUUUUUGCUAGGCGGCACACAUAAUUUAGCUAGUGCUCCGGAGACAUGUGAGUUCUCGUCAUUCUAUAAUGAUCGCCCUAUAUUGAAGACCCCUGCUUUCCCUGCACUCGACGCAGCGCCAUCCUCAAAUGUGCCCUCUAUCUCAUACCAGCAAAUGGAUGAGCCAGCUACCGAUGGAGAGGUUGUGACACGCAGGCGGCUCGAGCGGCACCAUCGAAACAAGGAUGAUCCAUUCUACAUUGGAGCAGACGAAGCAGUGUCGGAUACGUUGUCGCCGUUCCAUCAGACCCUGCAAAGAUCCAAUGGUGAAGAUGUUGACAUCGAUGCUAUUCCGAUCAUGGACCUAGAUCUUGGGUCCCAACAGGUAUCACUGACUUUAUCUGAUACUGAUCCCAAGAGGAGCAUAAAGAAGCGGCCAAAGAAGUCCCACAUAUUGCAAGAUGUCACCAUUGGACACGAUAUGUCAGCUCCACAAGAUACGGGAACGGCUAUGCUUGUCUCAGAAAGUCCAUCACUUCGGAAGUCGACGCGGAGACGGAAGGCUGUGUUGGGUGUAGAUUCGAGUGAGCUCAAAAGCCUGCAACUAGAUGCAAGUGACGAUAAUGGGGAGCCCCAGUUAUCUGGAAGAGUAGAGGCUGAUGACGAAGAAAUGGCGAAAGCGCUUGCUGAAGUUGAGCAUCUGCGCUUAGAAAUGCAGCGCGCCGUCGAGACGGUACAAGCUACUGACGGAGCACCCACUGAAGGAACACUAGUCAAAAAGAAGAAAAGACGACCGACGAAGACGAUCGCAACUCAAGAGGUUCAAAAUUUAGCAGCCACGGAUGAGGGAGCAACAACAAAGCGGAAGAAGAAGAAGAAGAGGCCCCCAGACAUGCUACAUUGA